Messenger RNA from Myxocyprinus asiaticus (Chinese sucker), 11620 nucleotides. RefSeq names its product protein EVI2B-like. The transcript is spliced from 2 exons. Bases 123 to 1742 code for a protein of 539 amino acids. The record is from RefSeq and is a predicted model, not a curated record. NCBI's taxonomy places the organism in Eukaryota, Metazoa, Chordata, Actinopteri, Cypriniformes, Catostomidae.
CCAUUUCACAGCUUUCAUUUCCUGUUGAGUGAAGGUUCCGUUUUCACUAGAACAUACUUCAGUCUUUAACAAAUGCUUUGGAUGGUGUGUGGGUUUUCUGAUACACCAUUUCUAAGGACAUCAUGAGGACUAUUCUUUGCCCACUCAUCAUCUUCCUCCUCUUUCUACCAUGGAGACUAAAUAGCCAUUUGACACUGAGCACAACUAUCCUCAACAACCAUGAGGAUAUCACUGACCACCACAUGCUUACAGGCACAACAGAUGAUCCAUCAGGACAUAGGCAAUUCACUGUUGCUUCUGGAAUGGAAAACGUGGUAUCACUUUCAAGCAGCAAUGAGAAGCAACACCUUACAAGCAAAAGUCAUUCAGAGCAGCAAGGCAUCCGGGUGAAGACUUCCAGUGGUGAAGGCGAGACAUUGAAUAAGACGACAAAAAGGAAUGUAGAUGACAGUCAAAACAACUUAAGCACACCAGCAGAGCCUGGAAGACAAAAAGUGGGGAAAGAGGUAACAACUCCACAAAAGGAACUACUAAAACCAACAGAAAGCUCACCCAGACCACAGGCUAUUUCUACUGUGCAUAUACAAAAUACUACAGAAUUUGACCAAGAGGUCCCCAAAAACCAAAGGGCAGAUAAUUUGCCACAGGAAAAGACAACCAGACUGCCUUCAUCUUCAACAGAAAAGGAGAUGCAGGAAGUCACACAGGAAAUAGCCUCUACUUCUGAUUCCCCUGAUCUAUAUGAUCCUCAAAUAAAUGGAACAGAUGGCAAAACAACACAUACAAAUGAUCUUCAUACCGUGCAGCUGACAAUGGACGCUACAGUCCAACCAAGCUCAAUCACUCAAGUGCACACUUCCGCAGUAAUAACUGCAACAGAUUUCAAUAAGAUUAUUACUGGACUAAGUACAGAGGGUGUGAAAGCCACACGGGGGCCAGAAAUCACAAAAGAACGGAAAGCCGGUGAUAUUCAAGGUCCUGAACUUAAGACUCGAUCCACAGUUCAGCCUACGGUUAAGACAUCCACAACCACUCCUCCAUACACCACCAAAAAGACCACCAUUAAACUAGUCCCAAAACCUCCAACAAAAGCAUCAUCAAACAACAAGCAUCAAAAGAACCCUGGUGCUGCUGUGGCAGCCGUGAUUGGCACCACAUUCUUCUUGAUGUUCAUAGCAAUCCUAGUUAUCUUGAUACGGAAAAAUAAAAUCCAGAAAAGGCAGCUAGAGAAUCCUGAGUGGGCUGGACCUUCGCCAUUUUUGGAUGGCGAGAUUCAACCCAACUUGCCAGAAAUGGAUGUAUCCGACAGAUACCUUCCCCAACGACUCUCUAAACACCUGACACUUCGGAGGAACACAAACGAGGACAUUUGCAUGGGGGACAUACUGCAAGGAAGUACCUUUGCCAGACAAAGUCUGAAUGAGCUCCAAGAACCCAAUGGGAAACCAGUGGGUCAAAGCCCAACUAAGAUAGAAGAAAAUGAGAACCAACCAGGUUCAAGUUUCAUGGUUUCUCCAAACACCAAACCACCUGCAGAAGAAAAUCCUGCAGUUACAGUAGACAUCCAAGAAUCAAUAGAGCAGACUGAUGACAUCAGUCCAUCUCCAUCUUCUGGCACGGACUCUGUAAUUAAACCAUUUCCAACUUUAGUGUCUAUAGAUCUUGAUUCACUUUCGGAAGAACCCGCUCCCCUCCAAACAACAGAUGUUGGGAUUGUUCCUCCAGAUCCGCCACUGCCUUAAUCUCGAUGACCCAGACAAUUUUGACUGCUUCCGCCCCUACUAACAACUCAAUGGGGAAAACAAAUAAUUGUAUUCUAAAAGACAAGAAACCUAGGCAAAUGUGAUUUCUUGCUUGGGACUGCUGCAACCUGAUGUUUAAGAAAGUCUUCUUUAAUUACAAUGUCACCCAUAUGACACUGUCAUAUAAAUGCUUUAAAUGCAAUAAUCUUUACCGUCUUAACGGUUUCAUUAAGGUGCAAUCUCACUAGAAAAUAUAUUGUUUCUGCUCACAACAUUUUGUUCUCCAAAGCUUACUCUUUAACUAGGGCCUUAAAUUCUGUCAUCAUUUACUCAUUUAAAAGUUGUUCAAAACCUCUAAGACUUUUCUUUCCUCCAUGGAACUCAACAGAUAUAGACAUUGAUGUUAGUCUCAGUAAAAAUUCACUUUCAUUGCAUCUUUUUUCCCUCCAUUCAAUGAAAGUAAAUUGUGACUGAGGAGGACAUCGUCUAAAAUCUCCUUUUGUGUUCCAUGGAGAAAAGAACAUAAACAUAAAUUCUGAACAUAAAUUAGUAAAUGAUGAUAGAAUUUGUAUUUUUGGGUGAACUACUCCUUUAAGGCUGUAUCAAGUAAUGUGUUGUCUUUGAAAACACAUACCAAAAAAAAUUAUCUUUACUCUGCAAGCUCUUGCUGACAUAUGGCUAGCCCUGACACAAACAUUACAACACAUCCAGACUGUGUAUGCAUGUGUGAGAAUGAAAAAUGGCAUGUAGCAGGUAUGGCCUAGGGAUGGGCAUUUUCAUGUAAUUUUGUAGUAGAGUACCCUAACCCCCCCACAAAAAAAACAAAAAAAAACAACGUGUUUCUGAAUACUUGUAAAUUAAAAUGCAUGUUAAAAAACACGUAUGACAUGUACGUGAAUCUUAUAUUUAGUUUUAUUCACAAAUGUGACCAAGAAUGGUUUCAAAAUAAGAUAACCUCAACAAACUAUGCUUUUCUUUUGGGAAAAUAAUUAAUAAAAAUGGAAAAAAAAGAUAACAAUAAAACAAACAUUUGCCCUCGCCCGGAGCAAACACAGAAACCAAUACUGAAGGCACGUGGGCAAUGCACAUACAUAAACUCUGAGUCUACAUAAAGGCUAUCACAUUUGUAUAAUUUCACGUUAUUAUUCAGAAAAACAAGUGGUGAAUGUUGGCUUUUUAUAAAAUGCGCUCUGCCUGUGUUAAGAGAUUUCACGCACACACACACACACACACUAGUCUGAUCAGCUUAAGAGUUCGCUUUGCAUUCUUUCCACCAUAAAAGCAGAUCCUCAUCUGCUGGUUUGCAUGACUCCAACAAGAACCAUAUACAAAGAGUAGAAUUCAAUAAGAACCAAAGUAUUACAAGUAUUGCCUUGUAAUAUAACUUGGCUUUGGUUUAGAAGCACAGACACCAUGAUAUAUCUUCUCUCAUCCAACACCUCAACAUCACGUAUCCACAGUGCCCCCCAGUGGACUCAAUAGUAACUGUGUGAUUUGGUGAGAUAUUCAAAGGGAACAGUGAAUGAAUUUGUGAUAUUCGAGAAGUGUUUUUAAUACUCGAGUAGCUGGUGCAGAACGACUACUCUAUUACUCAAUUACUUGUACACAUCCCUAGUAACCAAAACUAUUUCUGAGUGAAUUACUGAAUUGCUGCAGCCACUGGGUACAUUUCUAUGGUGCAAAAAAAAAAAGAAAAAAAAAGGGGGGGGUCAGCAUCUGUGAACAACAUUAUGACAAACCGAAUAGCAGCUCUGGUGGCAGUAAAUUUUACACUAAAAUAAAAAGUGUUGCAACAACAUGGUUUGUGCAACAAGAUUAAUCUCACUUAUCUGAGUUCCUAUAGCUCAACUGGUAGAGCAUGGCGCUAGCAACACCAAGGUCAUGGGUUAGAUUCCCAGGGAACACAGUCAUAAAAUGCAGGGUUUUUCCUGCAUUGAAAAUUUUUUGGCGGUCACCAAAGUAAAAUUUCGGGCUGCCGAAGCGAAAUUUUAGGAUAUUCAUGUUGAUUUUGGUGCUUCAUUUAUGCUAAAUAUGCUUCUUAUGUGGUACACGGAUGUGCGUGGGAUGAUUGAAGACUGACAUUACGUGCGUGUCGCGCAAUCCACAGAGAAUUUCUCGCGCAAGUGAUGCGCUCUUCUCUAUCCUACUAUUGUACUUCUGGAGCACACAGGUGUGCGUGCCUCAACCGGGCUUCACUCAUAUGCCAGGUCAGGAUAGCGCAGAGUGGAUCACAUGCACAACUACCCUCGAUGCCAUGCCGCAAAACAAACCUAAUGCGACCAUUUGAAUUCUACACAAGAAUUUUCUAUUUAAAGCGCUAUGGAGCAAUUCAGCCAUUUCAAGGCAAGACAGCAAUGACAUUUUGAACAGCACUAACGAGGGAAUGACAAAACCCUAUACUCUCACUGCCCUUCACCAGCAACAAUUACAAGACUUCACAUCUACACAUCAACACACUUACUAACAUUUAUCACAGUAAACUUGAAUAGAAUUUUCAUUACAUUACAACUGUAGCAGUUGUAUUAAAAAAAGUUAACUUUUUAAAUGUGUCAGGGCUAUUAUUUUUUUCAUAACAAAUACACAGUUAAUUUUUUAAGACUACCCAACUGGGUCACAUGACGCCAUGCAAGAAGCAGACGUGUGAGCAACGAGCUCUGUGCACUUUGCUAAAUUUUCAAUUCUUUUCAUGAUAUAAUCUUGUGAAUUUGAUACAUCCAGUUACACAAUUGCUCUUUGAUGCAAAACAUGGCAAAAAAGUCAAAAUCCUCGGGCUCUGGAGACAUUAAAAGACACUUACGUGUUCAGGAUGAAAGCCCUGACAGGCCUACAGACCAGGGACUCAAUUUGGAUGGCACGGCGGGAGAAGGAAUCCAGUGUCAGUUGUCCAACAUGUCGGUGAUGUUGACGAAGGUUCUUGCUGACUUGGAGGAUCUCGCUGUAAUACGAUCGAUCGAUUACGGCGAUGGAAAUAAAAUUCUCUGAACUAGUUACAUGAGUGUCAGACGUUGAGAGACGAAUCGAUUUUCUGGAAUCUUCGGAGAGGGAAUUAACCGCUAACCCGCCCGCGACCAAAGUUGAUUUGGAACAUCUCCUUGAAAAGCUUGAAGAUCUUGAGAAUAGAAGCCGCAGGAAUAACGUCAGAACUGUUGGAAUUCCUGAGCAUGAGGAGGACAGAGACACGGUGAAAUUCCUAAAUGAGUUUUUCCCGAGUCUGCUCGACAUAACAGGCCACAAGCUGGAAAUCAAGUGAGCUCACAGAGUCCCAGCUCACAGAUCUGCUGAGGGAGAUAGGCCCCGAUCGAUUCUGGCCAGAUUUCUGAGAUCAUCCGAUAAAGAUCUUGUGUUGCGCCAGGUGAGGAGCAAAGGGAAGCUUUCUUGGAAGAACCAUAAUAUUUUCUUGUUCCCGGACUUCGCGAACUCGACAAGAGAGAAACGCGAUCGGUUCAAGGAAUGUAAGAAACCCUUACAUCAGAGAAAGAUCUCGUUUGUUCUGAUGUUUCCAGCCAAACUGAGAAUAGAAACGAAGGUUGGUCGCAAAGUAUUUAUAUGUCCCAAUCAAGCAAUGUCUUUUAUAGAAUCAAUGUCUGAGUAAACCACUGGAUGUUACUCAUGUGAGUGGGUCAACUCGCUGUACUUACUCUUGAGGAAGCUGGGCGACAUUUUGGGUUUUUUGCGUUGGCUCCGCUGAGCGGCCGGAGCUUGUUUUGUGAAUAACUCUUUCCUUAAAUAAGCUUUUAUAUUGAUGGAAGAUUACAUUUGCAUGGAAGUUCCUGGCCAGUUUGAGAGUGGACACUACGGAUGACUGCAAAAUAUCUACAUGCUCACACAAAGGAUGUCUUUUAUAAAGCGGACGGAUUGUGUAAGUCAUGGUAUAUAUGUUUAUACGGCCUCCGAGUGAACUGACUCGACCAUCCGGGGAACCAGGAUGCCGGUUUUGUUUCUUUUUGUAUUGGUUCCGCCUAGCGGCUGGAGCUUGUUCUUUUGAAUAACAUUCCUUUGGAACAGCUGUGGAUUAAUCUGUUCGUUCUUCGUGCUUAUUCCUCAUGCUGGCUGGAGUUUGUUUUUAGUUUUUUUUACGGGACAUUGGAAUGAUCACUCAUCCGCUGAACUCAUAACAGCCGGCUCACGGAACAUCUGUUUGUCUGUCCGAGGAAUCUGAACGGUUUUAUUUCAGCUGAAAUUUGUUUUGUGGAAGAUCACACCUUUGAGACAGUUCUGUGAAUGAAUCUACACAUUCUUUGUGUUAAUUCUUCCUAUUGACUGGGUUUAUUUUACAAAGUAUUUUCUGUUAUGUAAUUUUGCGAGGCAAAAUUGAGCAAUCCGAUGGCAAAGUUGUCGUGGGGGCUUGUGGGCGUUCAUGGACCUUUUGAGUUUAGAGGGACUGUCACCGGUUGGCGCUUUCGUGCGCAGGGUUAAUGUGCAUGUUUUUCUUUUUUCUGUUUGUUUUGUUCGGGGGGAAGUUCAGGGUUUGAUUGUUUCAAUAAUGGGGAAUGUGGUCUGUAUAAUUUUGUUUUUGACACACAAUUAAUUUUUUCUAAUAUGUCAAAAUGUCAAAUGUUAAUAUGAGUGUACUAUCUCUCUCCACAUGGAAUGUGAAUGGGUUGGGGCACCCCAUAAAAAGAAGGAAGGUUAUUUAUUUUCUUAAACGUAAGAAAUACGAUAUAGUGUUUCUUCAAGAAACACAUCUCUCCCCGCAGGAAGCUGAAAAAUUUGGGCAGAUAUGGGGUGGACAUGUUUUCUUUAGUGCUGGCUCAAGUAAGAGCAAGGGAGUUAUUGUAUUGGUAAAUAAACAACUACAAUUCAAAUGUCUCAAACAGAUUAAAGAUAAAUUAGGAAGAGUAAUUAUUGUUUUAGCUGAAAUUCAAGGGCAAAGUCUGAUUUUGGCUAAUAUUUACGCACCUAACGCUGAUGAUCAGGACUUUUUUUCUAGAUCUUGAAGGGAUGUUGCAAGCCGCUGGCACCCCUUAUGGCGUGGCUUGGGAGGCACUUAAAAUGGUUCUUAGGGGCCGGAUCAUACAGUAUGCCUCAUUCAUCAAAAAAUCGAAAGCACGAGAACUUGUGGAGUUGGAAGGAAAUAUUAAAAGUGCCGAGGCAGAGCUGAAGCGCCGUAUGUCAGCUGAUGGCCUCAGAGAAUUGACCCUAUUGAAAUAUAGAUAUAUUACUAUUUUGUCGUGGAAAGUGGAGUUUUGGUUAUUCAGGGCAAGACAGUCAUACUUUGAGUUGGGUGACAAAGCAGGGAAGCUUUUGGCUAGAUAUAUAAAGCAGAGAGAGUCUUUUUCUACCAUUCCCUCAGUGAAAUCUGCCGGUGGUGAAAUAUUUACCUCAGUCAUUGAUAUUAAUGAUGCCUUUAAAGAAUUCUAUAUUGAUCUUUAUAGUUCCACGCCUUCGUCUACUGAUGAAGAUAUAAAAACUUUGUGGAACCAUUAGAUCUUCCUAAACCGACGAUUGAGCAAAAAAGCUCUCUUGAUUCUGAGAUAACCUUGGAGGAGCUUGACGAGGUAAUUAAGUCCCUACCUACUGGCAAGUGUCCGGGGCCAGAUGGUUUUGCUGCAGAAUUUUUUAGAUCCUAUGCUACAGAACUGGCUCCACUUUUGCUAGAAGUUUAUACUGAAUCAUUAAAGAAGGGAAAACUUCCUCCAACCAUGACACAAGCCCGGAUCAGUCUGAUUCUUAAAAAGGACAAAGAUCCAAGCAAGAGUAAAAGUUACCGUCCAAUCUCCCUGAUCCAACUAGAUGUAAAAAUAUUGUCAAAAAUUUUGGCUAAUUGAUUAAGUAAAGUUAUGACAUCUCUUAUACAUAUAGAUCAGGUGGGGUUUAUUCGGGGCCGUAGCUCUUCUGAUAACAUCAGGCGUCUCAUCAAUAUCAUGUGGUCAGUGGCAAAUGAACAAUCUCCGGUCGCUGCCAUCUCACUUGACGCCGAAAAGGCGUUUGAUAUGGUAGAAUGGGAUUAUCUUUUUAAGAUUUUGGAAAUGUAUGGGUUCGGGAGUACAUUUAUUGGUUGGAUUAAGUUACUUUAUAAACACCCUGUAGCAGCGGUACAAACAAAUGGAUUAAUUUCAGAUUAUUUUACUCUGAAUAGGAGCACCCGGCAGGGUUGCCCUCUUUCCCCAUUAUUGUUCCGUCUUGCCCUGGAACCAUUAGCAGCUGCGAUAAGAAAGGAGGAUGAUUUUCCAGGGGUGACAGCGGGAGGUGUGGCGCAUAAGCUUUUGCUUUAUGCAGAUGAUAUUUUAUUAUUUGUCUCUGAACCUACUAGAUCUGUGCCUUGCCUCCACAGAAUUAUUAAUUCCUUUUCCAAGUUCUCAGGAUACAAAGUCAAUUGGUAUAAAUCCGAAGCUUUGGCUCUGAUAACAUACUGCCCAGAAACGGCUUUCCAGCCAGGUGCUUUCCAGUGGCCCAAACAGGGCAUUAAGUAUUUGGGGAUUUUAUUCCCAGCAAAUUUGUCUGAUUUAGUUGGAGUUAAUUUUGACCCUUUAAUAAAAAUUUUUCGAGUGAUGUGGGCAGGUGGGCUUCAUUACAUUUAUCAAUGAUUGGGAAGGUUAAUGUUAUUAAAAUGAAUUGUAUUCCAAAAUUCAACUACCUGCUACAGUCUCUCCCUGUAGAUGUCCCCCUCUCUUAUUUCAAGCAAUUUGAUAGCAUAGUGAAGUCCUUUAUUUGGAAUGGUAAGCGCCCCAGGUUAAAUUUCAAUAAGUUACAUAGGCCAAUUGACAAUGGUGGGUUAGGCCUACCCAAGAUUGUUUUAUUAUUAUGCAUAUGGUCUUAGACAUUUGGCUCAUUGGUCGCUUCCACCUGAGAGAGCCCCUCCCUGGUUUUGUAUUGAAAAGGAAGUUCUUGCCCCUAUCUCGCCACUGCAAAGCCUUUUGAUCAAACUAGCCGGAGAGGUUAAGUCGCAACCCGUUAUUUUGCAUUUGCACUCGAUAUGGACAAAAGUGUCCAGAGUAUUUAAUUCGGAUAUUUAUUUAAAUGCAGCCUCGAGCAUAUGGCUGAACCCUAAACUAUGUAUUAAUAAGUCCCCUUUUUGUUGGUCAGAUUGCAUUGUGAGGGGGGUUAAUGCACUUGGUGACCUAUAUGAGGGUGGAGUAUUGAGACCUUUUGAAAAUUUGGUUCAACAUUUUGGCAUUCCCAGAUCUCAGUUUUAUAAGUAUUUACAGCUUCGCCACCUACUCUGCACUAUUUUUGGGAGUGGCACGCACCCCCCUAAAGCGGCAGGUGCUUUGGAAGAGGUGAUUACUGCUUUUGGAAAAGGCCAUGAAGUAUCAGUGUAUUACUCCCUACUAAUCCAGAGUCUGGGGGAUGGAGCCUGCUUCUCUCAAGAGAGUAUGGGAAAAAGAUUUGAAGUUGGUAUUGGAGGAUGGAGUGUGGACUAAGAUUCUUAAAAAUGUCAAGUCUGUAUCUAGAGAUGCAAGGGUUCGCCUUAUGCAAUUUAAGAUUUUAUUGGACCCCCUCUAGAUUAUAUAGGCUUGGUCUUAAAAACACACCCACUUGCUGGCGAUGCCAAUCAGAAGUUGGAGACACUACCCAUGUCUUUUGGGGGUGUGUUAAGAUCCAAGAGUUUUGGUUGAGGGUUCAGAGGUAUUUGUGUGGUGUUUUAAACACUCAGGUUUUCCUUUGUCCCAGUCUCUGUAUUUUGGGUGAUGGGGCGGUCAUGCAUUUAGGGGAUAAUCACAUAAAAAAAUUGGGUUCUGACCAGUCUCAUCAUCGGCAGGCAAGUAAUUUUAAGGGGUUGGAAGUCAAGUGGGGCACCCUCUUUUUCGGAGUGGUGUGUGGAAAUGGGGAGGGUAGCUGCAUUUGAAGAGGCGGUAAGUAGAAGGCUGGGGUUUAGGGACUUAUUUGCUAAAAAAUGGGGCAAAUAUUUAGUUUUUUUGGGGGACUCUCGGGGAGGGGAUGUGGAGAGUGUAGUUUAGUUUAAUCAUGUAUGUUUAUUAUUAUUUUAUUUAUUUGUGUAUAUAUAUGUGUAUAUAUAUAUAUAUAUAUAUAUAUAUAAUAUAUAUUUGUUUUUUUUGUUUUUUGGAUUGUGUGUGUUAUGUGAGACCGCAGGGGUGUUCGUUAGGGGUCAGGGUGGGAUUGUAUUAGUAGGGUUUAUAUGUAAAAUGUUGAUUCUUUAUAUAUGUGUUGAGUUUUUUCCACUGUCAUGUGCAUAUGAAUCAAUAAAAGUGUUAAUUACAGAAAAGAAAAAAAGACUACCCAACUAACCACUGGGGAGAAAAUUAUGGUAAACAAAAGGGCAAGUAGGAUACAAUGUAGAAUAAAAGUCUGGACCUUUAUAAAUUAUGAAGAAGGUCAUGUGUAAUAUUGUAAUAUGUUUCCUGUUCUAAUGAUGAUUGAUAUUAGGAAACUGGCUUGGCUUCAGAUAUUCCUAGAAUCACAAUGAUUGCUAAAUCACUAAGAGUGCUAAAAGAAAAUAAAUAUCUGGUAUGGAGCAGGAAACAAACAUAUUUACUAUAAGCACAGUCCCAAAUCAGUAAAGUGGUUUACUCAUAAAUAUUAACUAGCCAUACAGAAAUAAUUAGUUUGAUUUCCCACAGCACCUUGAAGUAAAAAAACAAAACAAAAAAAACAAGACUCUGUUGAAUUUAAAAGUUUCUAAAUGCUCAGAUGAUAAAAAAUAAAUAAUAUUCAUUACAAACAUGAAAUGCAACAACAUCUCUUAAAUAUUAAUUGCAAUUAUGUAUAUAUAUAUAUAUACACUGUAUAUAUAUAUAAAGACAAAUUCGUGAUGAACGUACAUCAGCCACCACCCAGGAAAAUCCCUGAAAUGUAUACCUUUAAUACACUAAAGGUCGACUGGGAUAAAAUUGUCUGCCAAAUGCAUAAAUGUUAAUCUUAGUUUUUUCAUAAACUCUGCUCUGGAUCAACUAGGUAUUACUGAGAAAGGGAGGAAGCUAGUACAGUGGCAUACUGUGUGCCGUCUGCAGAGAUGAAUGCAGGGUCUGUGCACUGGUAGCAGCAGAAAUGAGGGAGGAAAUGUGACAGCGGAGUCAGAUCAGGAAACUGACCACAAGACUGUUUUCUGCAUUUUUAUAUAUUUUAAAGCCAAGUCUCUGCACCUGGUGGGACUCAGCCAGAAUUUAGUGUUAUAUGAGGCAUUAGCUUUUAUAAUAAGCUUUGUGGCAUGCUUUGCAUGAAUUACUCUCAUCUAACCUGGUAUAGUUUUCAGAAGUAAGGUUAACACUGGCAUGGAAGUCAGUAGUCAUCAACACCAUAAGCCACAAACUUAUAACAAUAAGAUCUAGCAAUACCAACCAAUUAAGGUGAUUCAGCAUUUGUCACAACAAUCAGAAAACAGUGCAUCAUCUAUGGCUAUUUCACUUCCAAAAAUGCACCAUGGUUUACAGUGGCUUUUGGACAUAUUACAAUAAUAAUACCAUGAUUUUCUGAAAAUGUUACAUGGUAUUUCCAUGUUUUAUGGACAUAUACUAUUGUAAAAACAUGGUAUUCUUCAAGUUACUCCAAGUACCUUGGAGUAUUUUGUGACAUGGGUAUUUCACAAACAAAAAAUACCAAUGUAUUAUGAUUUUUUUUUUACAUGGUAACAUGAUAAAACCAUGAUUUCUAGAACACCAUUGAAUUCCUUUUAGUACAUUGGAGUACCUUGCAAAUACCACAGUACAUAAAUAUGGUAACUAUUCAGUAACAUAGCAUUGAAUGUUCCAUGGUAUUAUCAGUGGUCGAUUUGUAAAAAAAAAAUUCAAUGGGGAUGGUGUUGUCAAAGAUUUUAGUUUUGUUUUUUCAUGUUCUCAGAAAUGUAAUCUGUGUCCAAUUUGGUUUCAUACAUUUUUGAAAAAUCUUCAUAGCACUUUCUUUUUCUACAAAAAAAUAAAUAAAUAAAAAUAUCUAACUUUAAAAUUGUCAUGUGGUGUAACCAUUAAGUAAAAAGUAUU